Molecule: messenger RNA, 978 nt
Organism: Eimeria maxima
Lineage: Eukaryota; Apicomplexa; Conoidasida; Eucoccidiorida; Eimeriidae
Product: SJCHGC02328 protein, related
Exons: 12
Coding region: 1-978 (325 amino acids)
Biological process (GO): protein sumoylation
Cellular component (GO): cytoplasm; SUMO activating enzyme complex
Molecular function (GO): SUMO activating enzyme activity
Source: RefSeq, a predicted model, not a curated record
AUGGUGCAGGAAGCAAAACCCCUGCAGCAAGAGGGUACUGAAGGGGCCCCCGAGGGCCCCCAAGAAGACCUUGGCGAGGCAGAGAAACUCUUCGAUAGACAAAUACGACUAUGGGGACUAGAGGCACAAAAAAAGCUAAUGAGCUCCCGCGUUUUAUUUAUUGGGAUGUCUGCUAUUAAUGUAGAGGCCAGCAAAGACCUCGCACUAGCAGGUGUAUCCCAAACAAUCUGCGAUAGCCGCCAAUGGACAGAAGAAGAAGCAGAAUACAAUUUCCUUCCUGUCCUCGCGAACUCCAUAGAACCUAACUGCACUGUUGCUGAGGCGAGCAAGAAGGGUUUGGAGGCGAUGGCUUCUUUUAUUCCCUUUUCUUCAGCUCUCCACCGCAUGUCGCAAGGCGGGGGUUGGUUUAAUCGUCUCGCAAUGCUGCGGGUCCAUCGCCUUCUUUGUGCAGGACUUCGAAUACAGACAGACAACGGAGCAAAGUCAAUGUUUUCUCAUCCCCAUCUUUUAGGCGUCUUGCAAGCCAAGCUGGGAGAGUUAGACCCGAAGGUCAAUCCUGCAAUAUUUGCAGUCCUCGCGUUGCUCCGCGUGGACGCAACGGCUGGGGUGCCUCGGCCGCCUAACGACACCUUUACCCCUGCAGCAGCAGUAGCAAGCAAGGGAGCAGCAGCAGCAGAAUCAGAAGAAACUGAAUCAGCAACAGAAGCAGCUACUAGAUUAGCAGUAGAGAAGGUGCUUACUUCUGAGGGUUUGAAGGUGACGUCUGCUCUUCGCUUUGCUGCGAGGCAACUGGCAAUAGGGUUUAACCAACAAGUAAACACCAGCGCAGCCAUCGUGGGAGGCCUCCUGACUCAAGAGGUUAGGAAGUAUAUAACGAGAGAUCGGAAGGCAGUCCCCAAUGUUGUUGUCUUUGAUGCCUUCACCUCCUGCGCAGCUGUUGCCAGGCGUCGUGGAGCGCGCGAUCUCGCGUGCUUGUAG